GUUUUCUUUCUGCAGUUUGCUUUUUCUGUUACUCGCUGUCCUUCUUUUUUAUCUUUGUUUUCUACUGGUUUCCAUGUCUUCACUCGGUGAUUCUAGAGGAUAUGGGUGGUCCCAAGAAAGUGAAUCUGGGCAUGAAUCGUUGUCUCCGGAUAAUGCAAAUACUGGACCCCCUUCCUUACUUUAUUAGUUUGCUAUGCAAGGUCCUGCGAUUAGGCUGGAUCAACUUCCUGGUGCAGAUGCGGAAGAUUUCUGGCAUAAAUGUUUGAUCGGCUAUCUUAUUGAUGUCAAAGUACUUAACAUUGAGAAAAUUCAUGCUGCUUUAGGACAUGCAUGGCAUUUAAAAGGUCAGUUUCAGGUGCAACAUCAAGGUCAAUGGAAAGGACUUUCUUUGAGUAGGGGUUCAGUGCCUAUUUCUCACUUAUUAUUUGCUGAUGAUACUCUACUUGUGAUCAGAGCAGAUGAACAGUCUUUUGCACUUGUUAAUCAGGUGCUCGAUAAAUAUAGUUAUCUAGCUGGACAAAAGAUUAAUAAAACGAAAUCAUUGAUGGUGUUUAGCCCAAAUGUUCCUCAUGAUUCUAAAAUAAAGUUAUCUAAAUUUUUAGGUAUUAAUUUUACAAAUCAUUUAGGAAAAUAUUUGGGCACUUAUGUGGAUUUGGGUUGACAAAGAUCAAUUUUAUUCAAUGAAAUCUUGGACAAAAUUCACUCUCAAAGUUACAGCAAUGGAAGGCAUCUUUGUUAUCUCAAGCAGGGCGCUUAACAUUGAUUAAAUCAGUAAUGUCUUCCGUAUUGGUUUACCCUCUUUCUUUUCACAAAUUGCCUGCAAAUAUUGCACACCAAAUUGAUAUGAGGAUUGCGGAUUUUUUCUGGGGCUUUAAUGUUGAUAGAAAAAGGAUGCAUUUGUUGAGUUGGGAUAAAAUCUACCUACCUAAAUGUUUUGGAGGGCUAGGUGUGAGAAGAACUUUUGAUUUCAAUGCUGUGUUAUUGGCAAAAAAUGUUUGGCGUAUGCUUACUGCUCCAAAGAAUUCUUUAAUUGGCUUAGUUUUACGGCAGAAAUAUUUGGUACAUGGUAAGGAUGGUAUAUUAGCCACCAGAAGUUUGCAGUCU
Neltuma alba is the source of this 1104-nucleotide messenger RNA. RefSeq lists its product as uncharacterized. Lineage: Eukaryota; Viridiplantae; Streptophyta; Magnoliopsida; Fabales; Fabaceae. Bases 194 to 661 code for a protein of 155 amino acids. The transcript has 2 exons. The record is from RefSeq and is a predicted model, not a curated record.